Messenger RNA from Centruroides sculpturatus (bark scorpion), 1023 nucleotides. Its product is annotated as histone H2A-like. The record is from RefSeq and is a predicted model, not a curated record. The transcript has a single exon. Lineage: Eukaryota; Metazoa; Arthropoda; Arachnida; Scorpiones; Buthidae. Gene Ontology annotation, cellular component: nucleosome. Gene Ontology annotation, molecular function: protein heterodimerization activity; structural constituent of chromatin; DNA binding. The coding region runs from base 73 to 444 and encodes 123 amino acids.
CCGACUCGUUAUUAUGGUUGUUAUUCAUCCAAUUUUUAAGUAUCGUACGUGGUAAGCUUUUGAAUUCGCAAAAUGUCUGGUCGUGGAAAGGGUGGUAAAGUAAAGGGAAAGAGCAAAACUCGUUCUAGCAGAGCUGGCUUGCAGUUUCCUGUUGGCAGAAUCCAUCGUCUUUUGAGAAAAGGUAACUAUGCCGAGAGAGUAGGAGCUGGUGCUCCGGUAUACCUAGCAGCUGUAUUAGAAUAUUUAGCUGCUGAAGUUUUGGAAUUGGCUGGAAAUGCUGCUAGAGAUAACAAGAAAACGAGAAUAAUUCCCCGACACUUGCAGUUGGCAGUGAGAAAUGACGAAGAAUUAAAUAAACUUCUUUCUGGCGUGACAAUUGCUCAAGGUGGUGUCCUUCCCAACAUUCAAGCUGUCUUGUUGCCCAAGAAGACUGAGAAGAGUUAAACAGUCUCACUCUUUUAACAAAGGCCCUUUUCAGGGCCAAAAUUUUUUAGUAAAGAGCUUGUCGAAUUGUAUUGUUUUAGAUGUAUUUCUAAAUUGUAUUAGUGGCAAUUUAAAUAGGGAAGUUAAGCAUUUGCAUGUCUUGUGUAUAUAUAUUGGAUGGAAUGUUCUGGUCAUUUUUGUUCAUGGCUAUUAAUUUAAGUUGUCACAUGACUGAAGUUUCUAACUAGACCUAAAUGUAUUAUAUAAUGCCGUUCCAAAUUUGUUUUGCUGUACAUUAUGCUUUUUAUACUGUGAUUUAUUAAAAUAUUUUAAACAGUAAGUUUUAAUUCAUAGUGUUAUAUAUAUUUAGCAAUAAUAAAAGCUACCAUUUUGAUACUGAAAUGAUUCAAUCUACCCAACAUCCUGAAAUAAAUUUUAUAGAAUUAACAGCAAGAUAAACAUUGCAUUUCCAUAUUUAUUCUGCAAAUUUGUUACAAUGAUUAAGUCAAGUGAAAAAUCAAUAAAUUGUUACCUUUGCAGCAAUAUUGUUGGCUGAACAUGACCUAGGUCAACUCUUGUGAUAUUCUUAACCAAAAUCAU